AACUUUGUUUUUCCGCCGCUGGAGGCUUUUAUUCUGAAAUAAGAAGAAACUCCAUAAAUCUAAAGACCAGAAGACGUUGAUGUUUUUCACCGGACUUACCAUGAAAUGUUGAAGCUCCAAAAACAAAGUUUUAUAAAGACAACUUGAACAACGUGUCUGUUUUAAAGUAGACAACAAUAUUUAUGUUGUUUUAAAUAAAUAUUUAUGCAACAUUAUUUAACAGAGCAGCACAUAUUUACAGUUUUUCCUCUUUUUUUGCUGAUUCAUAUAAAUUGUCUUCCUGCUUUUUCAAAACUUUUCUUCUCAAAAUGUGGCAAAAUUUACACUUUAGGAAAAGUUUUAGUUCUUUGUUUUAAUGCUGCUGCAAAAACUUUGGUGUUUCUGGAGGAUUUUUCUAUCAUCACCUGUUUUCAUUUCAUGUAAUUGUGGUUUUUAAUCAUAACUCAUAUUUAGUAGCCAAAUUGAAUCUUUAAACAGAUUUUUGAUUUGAGUUUUUUGCAACUGUAGAUCAGCUAAUAGAUUUUUUACUGGACUUUAACUUUGUACAAUGUCGUGUAACAAUGUUGAUAUUGUUAUUUAUAAUGCAUUUUGUAUUUAUUCUAGUUUUUUGGUACAUGCUAAAGGGUUUUUCUCUUUUUAAAGCAUUUUUCUUUGGAAAGGACGACACAGGAGAGCAUCGGGAUGUUUAUUGUUGAUAAUGUUGCUUUGGGUUAAUGCAGAUGCUUCAUGUUUUKAAUAAUUUCACCUGCAUUCUCAAACUUACAGAGAUUCAUUCAAUGUUUUUAACUUUGACAAGCUUUCAACUAAAAUAAACUGGAUUUCAGUUUCCAGCCUUCUGGUGCCUCCAUGUUUGUUUCCACUUCAACCCUACAAAUCUUAUCCACCGAUAUUUAAUCUUAAUCUCUCAGUGCAGUUGCUAUAAUCAACAUUUCUGCAGAUUUAAUCUGGAGCUGUUUAUACAUCUCUUAUAGAUUUUGGCUUACACUGGUUUUAUGUUUAUAAAAUCAGUGCUAUCUUACUAUCUGAACGUCUAUUGUUAAGUUUAAAAACAACAAUGAUCAGAUGAAAUUCUAUCAUGCAUGAUGCAAAGACAUCACACUGUUAAUCCCACAUAUGACGCAUCAGUUGCUUCUUUUUUUAGGUUACCUGUUAGGUGGCUCAUGUAAAAGGAAAAUAUUCCAUACAGUUUAGACUGAAGUUACAUAAGUUAUUGAUUUCUGUUCCUUAAACAGUUCUGAAAAUGAGACUGGGUGAAGAGUCUUUUGUAAUGCAAUGCAGAGCUGCAGGAAUGUGGGAAUCUGAGCUAAAUCCCAGUGGAGGCGACUGCAUGAGGAAAAAAGUUUUGUUUCUCUGCGCCAAGAUCUGUAUCCAGAUAUUUAAAUAAAAAAAGCUCAUCCUAAAGCUAAACUUCAGACAAUAUUUACAUAAUCCAUAAGAGAAACCAACUAAACCUGAUUUACCAUAAAAUUUCCUUUUUUAUCUUUAUAGUGUAGAAAUGUGUCGUCAGCAUUUUUGUUGUUCUUCUUGAGCUAAAUAAUGGUUGUUUUUACAUUUGUUUUAGUUUUUUUGCCGGUUUUGGAGACUUUUUGAUAACUUUUUAGUCACAAAGACGUUUUAAAAAUAUUUUUAGCUUUGAGUCUCCAGUCUUCUGUGGUUUGCAUUUGGGUCUCUCCCCGAAACCUCGUCUUCAUCCGCCCCUUAUCUUCAUCCACUUCGUGUAAGCGAGCACAUAAAAGCUUCAUAAAAUAAGCCGGAUGACUCAAUGUUGGGAUUACAACAAACUGAACUGGAGGUAAAUGGACUUGCAGGAAACAUUUGUAGUUCUGAAUCCAUCCCCAACCCGCCUCAUCCUGCAAUAACCUGGAUCCGAAAUCUAAAUCUUUGCUUUCAUUACUAGAUGCUCAAAUUCACUUAAAACUAUAGAAAAAAAUAGUUCAGAUGCUGCAACAAGUCUUUCCUUUAAGUCUACUUUGGCUGACUUGAUUUUCACUCCAACGCAAAGACCAAGGCAGCUUAUAAAUGCGUGAAACUCGUCUCUAAUCACCUUCAUUUUCUCUGGUUUCCACCGUUUGUUCUGUUUCCUCCUGAGCGCAAACAAAACAACAUCUGAUGUGAUACGAUUGUAGAAAACAACUACGAAAAAGAUGUCAAAGCGCACAAAAAAAUGAGUGACAAGAGUUAAAGAUGUGCUAAAAUAACACGCCAUCUUGCAUUUUUCACCACUUGAUAUGACACCUUCUGACAUUUCUCUGUGCGUGUGUGUGUGUGUGUGUGUGUGUGUGUGCGUGCGCGCGCAGGGACAAAGCAUGCAGUGUUAUUUCACCACGUUUCUCUCUUUUGUUUUCAUUUGAGUGGAAGUUUCGAGAAGUGCGUCUUGACGAAUUGCAUGGCCUGGUGUUGGAAGUGCAAGACACAGCAGCAUAUUGCAGAUACGUCACGACGGUUCAAACAGCUACCGGCUCAUGCAGCUCGGUUGUCUGGAGUCGGUGGCCAACUCCUCGGUCGCCUACUCCUCCUCGUCGCCGCUCACCUACCCAGCGCCGGCGGGGACGGAGUUCGCCUCGCCCUACUUCUCGGCCAACCACCAGUACACGCCCCUGCACCACCAGUCCUUCCACUACGAGUUCCAGCACUCCCACCCGGCCGUGGCCCCGGAGGCCUACGGGCUGAACUCGCUGCACUCCGGCCAGUAUUACCAGCAGAUCCACCACGGGGAGCCCGCCGACUUCAUCAACCUCCACAACGCGCGCUCGGCCCUCAAGUCCUCGUGCCUGGACGAGCAGCAGCGGCGCGAGCUGGGCUGCCUCGACGCUUACCGGCGCCAUGACUUGUCGCUGAUGACGUCACACGGCUCUCAAGCCUACGGCGUCGGCAUGCACCACCCGGACCAGAGGCUGCUGCCCGCCGCCGGCCUGGGCCUCCCUCCGCCGGCGGGAGACGACCUGCAGGGCUCCGUGGAGGCGCAGUGUGGGCUCGUACUGAACGGCCAAGGGGGCGUCAUCCGGAGAGGGGGGACGUGCGUGGUGAAUCCCACAGACCUGUUCUGCUCCGUACCGGGUCGCCUGUCGCUGCUCAGCUCCACCUCCAAGUACAAAGUCACCAUCGCCGAGGUGAAGAGACGACUUUCCCCUCCAGAGUGCCUCAACGCCUCCCUGCUGGGCGGCAUCCUGCGCAGAGCAAAGUCCAAGAACGGCGGCCGGUGUCUUCGUGAGAAACUCGACCGUUUGGGCCUCAACCUGCCGGCAGGACGGAGGAAAGCUGCCAACGUCACGCUGCUCACCUCCCUGGUGGAAGGUGAGGCGCUCCACCUGGCGAGGGACUUCGGCUACACCUGUGAGACCGAGUUUCCCAGCAAGGCGGUGGGAGAACAUUUGGCGAGGCAGCACAGCGAGCCGAAAGAGACCAACGCACGCAAGAAGAUGGUUCUGGCAACAAAGCAAAUCUGUAAGGAGUUCCAGGACCUGCUGAGCCAGGACCGCUCUCCUCUGGGCUCCUCCAGGCCGACCCCCAUCCUGGACCUGGACAUCCAGAGACACCUCACACACUUCAGCCUGAUCACUCACGGCUUCGGCACGCCGGCGGUCUGCGCGGCGCUCAGCACCUUCCAGACGGUCCUCAGCGAGAUGCUCAACUACCUGGACAAAAACUCGAGCGGCAAAACGAGCGGGCCGAACGAGCAACAGAUCAACAGCAGCUCGGAAAAGACGCAGCUCCGGAAAACAGCCGAAUCCCAGAACAAAGACGGGAAGUCAGAAAAGACUGAGUAGCAUCUCUUACCCCCGACACUCACACACCUGGUUGCCGUGCCUUGGAGCGCUGAAUCUUAGGAGUGUAUCUGUGUGUGUGUGUGUGUGUGUGUGUGUGUGUGUGUGUGUGUGUGUGUGUGUGUGUGUGUGUGUGUGUGUGUGUGUGUGUGUGUGAGACUCCCACACAUUUUGAGUAACUUCUGAAGGAAAUAUUUAUUCCUAUUUAUUUAUCUUAAGUGGAAGUCUGACACUAAUUUAAGUUUCCAGAACACAGAAAGUGAGAAAUACAAAACAUUACAAAGUAUUUUUGGUCUAGUUUCUGGCGUAAAUGAAUAAAUACGUUUGAAAUAAAACAAAACUAAUUUAAAAGUAACUUUUCAGUUCUUAUACAUUAUAGAAAAAGUAUUGAGUGAAACAGAUUCUUGAUUUAAAACCAGCUCCUACGUCUUACUUUGUUUUAUUUCAAGUGCACCAAGAUAUUUGCACUAGGAACUCGACCAAAUAUACUUGGUAAUAUUUUGUGUUUUUACAGUGAACAUUUACUGUAGUUCUUUAUUUAUUUAUUCUGAAAAAGUUUUAUUUUUCCAGGUCGGGGUGUGAAGCUCUACAUAUCAGUGCAUUUGUUCUGCAAAACUGCAAAAACUCAAAAUGUUUUUCGGCUCUGAUAAUCGAUCUGUUCAGAUCACUUGAGGAGUAAUUGAUUACAAAUGUUUACAUUUUGUUUCUCUGCGUUUUUAUCAGACCAGAUCUGGAUGCAGACUCUCCUGACCUCUUGAACAUCAGUCAGGGUUUUUAUGUCAGAAUCGUCUUGCAAAAGUUUUCACGCCGCUUGAACUUUUUCACUUUUUCGUCUUGUUGCAACCACGAGCAGAAACGUUUCAUUUGGAUUUCAUGUGAAAGAAAGUUAAGCAUAGUUGCAAAAAGAAGAAAGAAAGCAGACAAAUACUUUAGAUUUUUAUUAUAUCCUGCAAACAGAUUCCCCCAAAUUCUUUCCACGAUAAUUCUCAAGAACCUGGAGGGACUGAUUGAUAUAAUUUGACAGUAAACAGAUAAAAACUGCAUUGAUUUGAUUGAUAACAUGAUAUUUA
This is a messenger RNA of Poecilia reticulata (guppy), 4834 nucleotides long. NCBI's taxonomy places the organism in Eukaryota, Metazoa, Chordata, Actinopteri, Cyprinodontiformes, Poeciliidae. The record is from RefSeq and is a predicted model, not a curated record.